Molecule: messenger RNA, 4901 nt
Organism: Myotis davidii
Lineage: Eukaryota; Metazoa; Chordata; Mammalia; Chiroptera; Vespertilionidae
Gene: NPR3
Product: natriuretic peptide receptor 3
Exons: 8
Coding region: 23-1096 (357 amino acids)
Biological process (GO): vasodilation; regulation of blood pressure
Cellular component (GO): membrane
Molecular function (GO): natriuretic peptide receptor activity; peptide hormone binding
Source: RefSeq, a predicted model, not a curated record
CGUGUCGCCCGCCUACGCCAAGAUGGGCGAGAUGAUGCUCGCCCUGUUCCGCCACCACCAGUGGAGCCGCGCCGCGCUGCUUUACAGCGACGACAAGCUGGAGCGCAACUGCUUCUUCACCCUGGAGGGCGUCCACGAGGUCUUCCAGGAGGAGGGUCUGCACACGUCCGCCUACAGCUUCGACGAGACCAAGGACUUGGACCUGGAGGACAUCGUGCGCUACAUCCAGGCCAGUGAGCGAGUGGUGAUCAUGUGUGCGAGCAGCGACACCAUCCGGGGCAUCAUGCUGGCGGCGCACAGACACGGGAUGACCAGCGGGGACUACGCCUUCUUCAACAUCGAGCUCUUCAACAGCUCCUCCUACGGAGAUGGCUCGUGGAAGAGAGGAGACAAACAUGACUUUGAAGCGAAGCAGGCGUACUCAUCCCUCCAAACAGUCACGCUGCUGAGGACAGUGAAACCCGAGUUUGAGAAGUUUUCCAUGGAGGUGAAGAGUUCUGUGGAGAAACAAGGGCUCCAUGAGGAGGAUUACGUGAACAUGUUUGUGGAAGGGUUCCAUGACGCCAUUCUGCUCUACGUCCUGGCUUUGCACGAGGUGCUCAGAGCUGGUUACAGCAAGAAGGACGGAGGGAAAAUUAUCCAGCAGACGUGGAACAGGACCUUUGAAGGUAUUGCCGGGCAGGUGUCCAUAGACACCAACGGGGACCGGUACGGGGACUUCUCGGUGAUCGCCAUGACCGACGCAGAGGCGGGCACACAGGAGGUGAUUGGUGAUUACUUUGGAAAAGAAGGUCGCUUUGAAAUGCGGCCCAACGUCAAGUAUCCCUGGGGGCCCUUGAAGCUGAGGAUCGAUGAGACCAGGAUUGUGGAGCACACCAGCAGCUCCCCCUGCAAGUCGUGUGGCCUAGAAGAAUCAGCGGUCACAGGAAUUGUGGUGGGGGCCUUACUAGGAGCUGGUUUGCUAAUGGCUUUCUACUUUUUCAGGAAGAAAUACAGAAUAACCAUUGAGAGACGAAACCGGCGAGAAGAAAGAAACCUCGGGAAACAUCGGGAGCUCCGGGAAGACUCCAUCAGAUCCCAUCUUUCGGUGGCUUAAAAGGAAGCCUUUGCUUUCGGCCCGAGAUUCUUUGGGGAGAUUGAUGGGAUGAAAGACAUGACUGGAACAGAGGCGUGCUCUUGAAGAACUCAUUCUUUUAAGCAUUUAGUCAUUUCGUUGUAAAAUUUCUUUAGAAGCUCAGGAACUACUAUUAGUCAUCAGAUGCCUCUCGGCCUUUCAUCUCGUGACAAGAAAAUAUCAGAAUAUAAUGUCACUCUGUUAAACGUGCACACUGUUUCCAGGGCCUGUGUUGGAUUUAUGGUUUGAGAAUCUGAUGUCUCCCUAUCUUGCUGGCUUUUGGGGGCAUUUCACACAAGGCUAUAAAAUGGGGUUUUCUCAAAUGAAAUGUUUUAUAGCUAGAAUAAAAUCAUUUUUACAAGUAGAAUAUUCUUAGAAAGAAUUUAACACCCAAGAAGAGGAAAAUGUAAUGAAAUAUCUCAAGGUGGGAAAUACACUCGUGCCUCUCUCUAGUGCUGGCUGGCCAGGUUGAGGACGGCUCUGUCCAAUGUAUGCAUUCAGGUCCUGACUUCCUCUCUUGACAAAGGAUUCCCUCCUGGCCCCCUCAGUGUCUCAUAAAAGCUGCUCUGGACAGUUGUAACUAUCAUCGAGACAAGAGGGUUUAUACAAGAAAAGCAAAUCUAAAAUGUUUCAUUUUUUAAAAUGUAAAAAACAAAGCCCUAUUUCCCACUAACAUUUUAUUUUUAAGUAUUUUGAUCUUAUAUUUUGCUAUUAGAAAAUGUGUCUAUUUUUUCAUUUUUAAGAUUAAAUUUCACUUAUAUUUGAAAAACAUGGGUAUAACGGUGAUGAAAGAUGCUUCUCUCUCCCAACGCCCCCCCCCCCCCUUGUCCUCUUCCCCUGGGCCAGACCCAACUGCAAACUGCUGCUUUAAUUCCAGAGACCUAGAAAUGUCUUCCGAUUACAGACCCUGCAGGAGCACAUUAAUUUACCUGCUUUAAAUGAACGUUGUUUUAGGGAUAGAUCCCUUCCAAUUCUGGCCAAAUGAUGAGUUUCAGGAUCAAGGGUGAAAUGUACUAGAAUUAAGUAGGAUGUUAUAAGGGGAGGCAGCCCUUUUUCCUCAAGAAGAACUUUAUAAGAGAGUUAGAGCUUGAGAGUAAACACAGAAAUGAUAAAUACAUGGCAUUUUACCAAAACUUACAGUGAUGAUUUGGGUUAAAAGAGAGAAUCUGCGUAGCGACUAUAUUCCCUGUCAGUUAAUUCCGCAGAGUUCUGUAGUCAGCCACCAGUGUCCUGUGUAACCAUGGUUGUGGGUGUGGGUAUAAGGACUUUGGACAAAGUUGAAUAAGCCUUUACUGAAUCUCCAGGCUGUACCCAGUACUCUGCACACAGGUUGACAUUCAGGCUGUCACUGUAUGAUUCGUGGAGAAAAUGGACGGUGAGGACAGAAUGGGACAUUGCUGGACUAGCUAGCAUGUAAUUAGGUCACUCGGUCCUUGAUAACAUUUGAGCAUCUGGAAAAUAGUUUUAAACAUCAUCUUACUGUCUGUAACAGACCAUGUGUAGGGAGGUCAAUAGUGGAGUUUGAACAAUUCCUGGGAGGUCAUAGCUCGUACAGGUGAGGGCGGAGGCCGAUGAGUGGAAGCCGUGUGUCUUGGAAGUUGGUCCCACCUUGCUUCCUGGAGGAGCUGGCCCCUGUCACUCCUACUCCAGUCAGUCACAGGGAAUGGAUUACUUCUGGGUGAGGCACAUGUUCCCUUUAUGGCUUAAAAAUGUUUUGCAGCCAGCUGGAGAACAUGAUCAAAGAAUUAAGGAUGAUCAACUGGAACAAUGAUGUUGUAGUUCUCCAUGUUGGAUGCAAAGGAAAAAGUACUAAAUUUUAAAAAAGGAUGGAAAGAGAAAGCAAGAAAGGCAAGCUCCAGAAAUCCUAUCAUAGGAAGAGAGCCUGGGAAGUAAAACCCAGAGAAGUAAAGUGAUGAGCAGCUCAGGGCUCCUCAAAGCGAAGGCUUGAUUCCAUUUGGUUUUUAUGAAUUGAGAACUUAUUUCUCUCUAGUUUGUUUCAGUGAUGUUUGUUAUGACUUUUAGAGAUACUCAUUUUCUUUUAUCAUGUGUUUGUAAAGAGACAUUUCAAUUUUGAGCCUAUGUGCUUAUUUCAGGGGGAAAACACUCUACCUGGUUGCAGUUGUUGGGUAUAAACAUUUCUAGCCUUCCUAUAAUCGACACAGGGUUCCAUUAACUCACAUUUUUAAAGCAAAUAUAUUUUAUUUCUACUUUAGGUAGAGGAAUAGUUCUGAAGUUAAUAUUAUUAUGUCCCCAGAUAAAAUUGUAAAAAUGAGAAUUUUAGUCUUUUAAAAAUGGCAGAACAAAUUAUGAGGUUUCACAGAUGUGGAUGCCAUUCUCUUCCAAUCGUAAAGCAAUCAUAGGGCUCUUAAGAUUGAUUGCUUAUGUCUGCUGUCUAUACUUUCUGCCUUGAACUCAUCAUAUGACUUACCAAAACUCUCUUAUGUUUUGGAAGACUCCAUUCAGUUGGAAACAUUUGCAAAAAGUGUGGGUGUUUGGCCCAAGGUUACCCUGGGUUCAGACCUGUGGAGAUUGUAGUUUCAGAGUACGUUCCUAACUGCUAAGCAAAGUCUUUGACAACUAGUCAUUUAUCCUCCGCCAGGAGCCACAUGUCACACAGUCAAAUAAAUGGGGCUUUAGUUCUUAAACCAUUCUAUACAGUUUUCCCUUGAAGGCCAGGGAGUUCGGGUUUAAAAAGAGGUCAGUACCAGCUGGCCAAGCCAGCCGACAUCGACGCCGGUCAAGGUAUAUGCUUUUCACAUCUACUCAUGGUGUUGGAAGUAAGUGUAGCCUUUAUGUUCAUCAUUGUCACCUUCUCAGAUUGUUUUCCUGGACUCAGAAAUAAAAGCUUUCUCCAGAGGCUCACUUCCAUCCCGAAAACACUCUCUGUAUAGAGGGUGCGUCCUCCCCCCACCCUGACCGCAGGUUCUGCGAGGAAUCCCCUGUAAACAUUAUAUUUCUUGGAAGCACCAUUAGCGUGUCCUUUCCUGAACCACAGACACGGCUCCACUGGCUUUAAAACAGUUCUCUACGUUUCAGAGGCAACAUUUCACGGAGGGAGGGGAGACGUGUAUGGAAAUAAAUUCCUGAAAUUCUAAGACUUGAUGGCCAGACACUGCUCCCUUAUUCACAGGCUUCUAGGGUCACAAACUCCUUCAAGGCCCCUGUGCCCUCUUUGCCCCCAAUUUCCCACUUUCCUUCUGUCUGGCGCUGGGUUUCGGAGGGUGAGACUGGCUGUUGGCAGUGAGACGAAGGCCAUUGUGCAGGCCUCACAGAGUGACAGGAAUUCAGAAGGGAAGUCCCGUGGCGCCCCCUUCUUGGGGGUACGCAGUGGCUGUUGGUGGAAGUCUCUGUAGGGAACCACAUAGAAUAUCAGGCCGUGUCUUAAGGGAGUGUUUUUUUUAAAGGAAAGGCACGCGUUUCUAUGUUUCUCGGGACACAAAGAACUUAGAUGCUGACUGGAUGCAGGCAGAAAGCCCAAUGCCCACCGAGAGCAGGCCCUUGAUCGGCGUUCGGCGUUCGGGGGCUUGUUUGGUUAUGCGCUGUGGCCCAGUGCUUCCUGAGGGAGCUGAUCAUGGGCCGACCUUCUUCAGUGGGAAAGCGAAAUUCUCUAAGACCAGGGCCUGUGUCUGAGGGUCAGGGUGGCAGCGGAGAGGAGGAGGUGGUGUUUCUUGGGGUUGUCUUUGGAAGUGCGGAGUAGCCAAUAAUUUAGUCCUCUUCAACGGCCAGGCUCUGCCAGAAGCACAGGCCACACCCAGAAAGGAUCAGGAGCUCCGUUCUCUGAAAGGAA